CGCCGGAACUCCGACUCGGUAGAAACCGAAGACGCAGAAGAGAGGAACGCAUCGAGCAUGAAGAGGCAGGGGGCCUCCUCGGAGCGGAAACGGGCGCGCAUACCGUCCGGGAAAGCCGGAACAGCAAAUGGAUUUCUCAUGGAAGUGUGUGUUGAUUCAGUAGAGUCAGCUGUAAAUGCAGAACGAGGAGGUGCUGGUCGGAUUGAAUUAUGUUCUGGGUUACUGGAAGGAGGAACCACACCCAGCAUGGGUGUCCUUCAAGUAGUGAAGCAAUGUGUCCAGAUCCCAGUUUUUGUGAUGAUUCGGCCACGUGGAGGUGACUUUUUAUAUUCAGAUCGUGAAGUCGAGGUGAUGAAGGCUGACAUUCGUCUUGCCAAGCUUUAUGGUGCUGAUGGUUUGGUAUUUGGAGCAUUGACUGAAGAUGGAAACAUUGACAAAGAGUUGUGCAUGUCCCUUGUGGCUAUAUGCCGUCCUCUACCAGUCACUUUCCACCGAGCCUUUGACAUGGUGCAUGAUCCAAUGGCCGCUCUAGAGACCCUCUUAACCUUGGGAUUUGAACGAGUAUUGACCAGUGGCUGUGACAGUUCAGCACUAGAAGGGCUACCCUUAAUAAAGCGACUCAUAGAUCAGGCAAAAGGGAGGAUUGUGGUAAUGCCAGGGGGUGGUAUAACAGACAGAAAUCUACAAAGGAUCCUUGAGGGUUCAGGUGCUACAGAAUUUCACUGUUCUGCUCGGUCUGCUAGAGAUUCAGGAAUGAAAUUUCGAAAUUUCUCUGUUGCCAUGGGAGCCUCUCUUUCUAGCUCAGAAUAUUCUCAAAAGGUAACAGAUGUGGCACAAGUAAGGACUUUGAAUGCUAUUGCAAAGAAUAUUCUGGUUUAGUCAGACCUCUCUGAGAGACAUGGAUAUCACAAGAUGAAGGUAGAAGAGUAGUCUGUAAUUAUGACACAGCUUUAACCUUCUUCACUGGCCAGGACUGUCACAGUUUGAGUCUCACAUGGCCAUGGAGAGCGUUCCCAAGAAGACAAAGAAUUCGAGCAAAGCUACAAUCACUUGCUUUGUUUAAUCUUGCCAGCCAUCUCUAUUAUCAUGGUUAAAUGUGGUGUAUGCUUCUUCCACAGACAGAGGUUAGUCUGUUUUGUGGAAUUAAUUGAUGAACUGGGAAAACUGGACUGUAAGGUAUGAAUAUAGAGUGUGACUUCAGGAUCAAUUUAAUAGCAGUAUUUUGCUUUUUCAUUUGUAAAAUAAAAAUUUCCAUUCUAUU
Molecule: messenger RNA, 1261 nt
Organism: Lontra canadensis (Northern American river otter)
Lineage: Eukaryota; Metazoa; Chordata; Mammalia; Carnivora; Mustelidae
Gene: CUTC
Product: cutC copper transporter
Exons: 9
Coding region: 58-879 (273 amino acids)
Molecular function (GO): copper ion binding
Source: RefSeq, a predicted model, not a curated record